Messenger RNA from Labeo rohita (rohu), 875 nucleotides. Its product is annotated as ribonuclease inhibitor-like. Gene Ontology annotation, molecular function: protein binding. Bases 13 to 858 code for a protein of 281 amino acids. The record is from RefSeq and is a predicted model, not a curated record. The transcript is spliced from 5 exons. NCBI's taxonomy places the organism in Eukaryota, Metazoa, Chordata, Actinopteri, Cypriniformes, Cyprinidae.
AGCAGCUGUGAUAUGACAGAUGAAGGUUGUUCUGCUGUGACUUCAGCUCUGAAAUCAAACCCAUCACACCUGAGAGAACUGAACCUGAGCGGGAAUAAACUAGGAGACUCUGGAGUGAAAAACCUCAGUGAUCUACUGAUGAACACACAAUUCAAGCUGAAGAAACUACAUCUGUGGGGAUGCAGUAUUACAGAGAAACAGUGUCUCAUCCUGACUUCAGCUCUGAAAUCAAACCCAUCACACCUGAGAGAACUGAACCUGAGCAGGAAUAAACUAGGAGACUCUGGAGUGAAAAACCUCAGUGAUCUACUGAUGAACACACAAUUCAAGCUGGAGAAACUAGAUUUGUGGGAUUGCAGUAUUACAGAGAAACAGUGUCUCAUCCUGACUUCAGCUCUGAAAUCAAACCCAUCACACCUGAGAGAACUGAACCUGAGCUGGAAUAAACUAGGAGACUCUGGAGUGAAAAACCUCAGUGAUCUACUGAUGAACACACAAUUCAAGCUGGAGAAACUAGAUCUGUGGAGAUGCAGUAUUACAGAGAAACAGUGUCUCAUCCUGACUUCAGCUCUGAAAUCAAACCCAUCACACCUGAGAGAACUGAACCUGAGUGAGAAUCAAAUAAAAAACACAGGAGUGAAUCACUUAUGUGACGUACUGAAGGAUUCACACUGUAAACUGGAGAGAUUGAGUCUUUCUAACUGUGGAAUUACAGAUGUUUCUUCUUUAACUCAGUCUUUGACAAACACAAAAGCACUGCAGUUUCUAAAAGAGUUUGGUCUGAAUGAUAAUAUGAUUGGAGACUCAAAGCAGCAGCUCAUUGAUGUGCUACGAGACUCAAACUGUAAACUGAGGUGAGUAAACUUCACUUUCUG